Loxodonta africana (African savanna elephant) is the source of this 2255-nucleotide messenger RNA. RefSeq names its product palmitoyl-protein thioesterase 1 (gene PPT1). Gene Ontology annotation, cellular component: lysosome. The record is from RefSeq and is a predicted model, not a curated record. Gene Ontology annotation, biological process: protein depalmitoylation; nervous system development; receptor-mediated endocytosis. Gene Ontology annotation, molecular function: palmitoyl-(protein) hydrolase activity. Bases 29 to 949 code for a protein of 306 amino acids. The transcript has 9 exons. NCBI's taxonomy places the organism in Eukaryota, Metazoa, Chordata, Mammalia, Proboscidea, Elephantidae.
GCGCCUGCACUCAUGUGACUGAGUCAAGAUGGCUUCGCCCUGCUUCUUGUGGCUCUUGGCUGUCAUUCUCCUGCCGGGGUUCUGCGCUGCCCGGGCUCUGGGGCAUCUCGACCCCCCGACGCCGCUGCCGCUGGUGAUCUGGCAUGGGAUGGGAGACAGCUGUUGUAAUCCCUUCAGCAUGGGUGCUGUUAAAAAAAUGGUUGAGAGGAAAAUACCUGGAAUUUAUGUCUUAUCUUUGGAGAUUGGGAAGACGCUAACAGAGGAUGUGGAGAACAGUUUCUUCCUGAAUGUCAAUUCCCAAGUGUCGACAGUGUGUCAGACUCUCGCUGAGGACCCUAGGUUGCAGCAUGGCUACAAUGCUAUGGGAUUCUCCCAGGGAGGCCAAUUUCUGAGGGCAGUGGCUCAGAGAUGCCCAUCACCUCCCAUGAUCAAUCUCAUCUCUGUUGGGGGACAGCAACAAGGUGUUUUUGGACUCCCUCGAUGCCCAGGAGAGAGCUCUCACAUCUGUGACUUGAUCAGGAAAACGUUGAAUGUUGGGGCUUACUCCAAAGCCGUUCAAGAACGCCUAGUGCAAGCAGAAUACUGGCAUGACCCCAUAAAGGAGGACACAUACCGCAACCACAGCAUCUUCUUGGCGGAUAUAAAUCAGGAAAGGGGUGUCAAUGAAUCCUACAAGAAGAACCUGAUGGCCUUGAAGAAGUUUGUGAUGGUGAAAUUCCUCAACGAUUCCAUUGUGGACCCUGUGGAUUCUGAGUGGUUUGGAUUUUACAGAAGUGGCCAAGCCAAGGAAACCAUCCCCUUACAGAAGACCACUUUGUACAUACAGGACCGCCUGGGGCUAAAGGAAAUGGACAAGGCAGGGAAGCUGGUCUUCCUGGCUGCGGAAGGGGACCACCUUCAGCUGUCUGAGGAAUGGUUUGAUGCCCACAUCAUCCCCCUCCUUCAGUGAAACUCCUGCCAUUUGCCCCAGAGCUCAGGGAGCCCCUUCACUUCCAGACCUGUGGGAGACAGUUCCUCUCAUGCCCAAACCUGAGCUCGCAUCCAGCUUGCAACUAAUCCUUCUCUCCUGUCAUCAUCUAACACACCUUGCUCGGAAAGAUUCCAGUCUUAUCCUUUGCUUAUCCUAUCACCAUAUGGUGUUGAAUGGAAGUUUAAUUAGCUAAUAACCAUGGAGAUAGCUUUACAACCCUUUGAUGUGGUCAUGCUCAAUCUUAGGGAGUCUCCUGCAAGUCAGUGUCAGGCUCAGAGGAGGCUGAAUUAAAGCAGUGAGAUAGAUGCUAAAGGCAGACACCUUUUCUGGGGAAUCCAUUAGUCUGGUCACACUGCAAGCCAAGAGGAAAGGCCAGUACCCAGGCCUGAGUUACCUAAAUGCUCAGUUUUGCUGGUGGAGAUUUAACCUGUGCUUAGAAAAGUACUGCUUGGGUAAUACGUUGCUUUCCGUGGUGUCCUAGCAAUUACUAGACAGAUUCCCCUUGCCCCCAUCUUGCCUCUGUAGCACUCAUUUUGUCUCAGGCAGCGACGAAUUAAUCACUCUGACACAAAAAGAGAGGAGUAGCACUCAGCUGGGUUGCUUAAGGGAGGAAAUGUACAUCUCGUUAGCUGGGGGAUGAUGGUAGGAGUGGAAGUGAAAAACGAGGAAACAGCUAUUGUUUCCAUUCCAUCCUUGACUAAAUCUAUCCUUAGUGUCUUCACAUGACUGUCUGGGUUCUAGUCAAUACUACUGGCUUUAGCAGAGAACGUAUAGGAAAAUGUGAAGAGAUCAGGCUUUGUAACUCCCAUCCCAAAAAAUCAUAUUUACCAGCAUACUCCCAACUGUUUCUGAUGUGCUCUGUAAAAAUACAAUUAUUUGCUCAAAAAGCUUGGAAAAGGCUUUAUACUCUUUCUCCUCUUGGAGAUCAGCUCCCAUUAGAAUAUUAAGGACACUGAGAAUUCCUGUUACAGUGAAGAAAACUAACCUUAAUCUACUAUUUCCCACAUUAUUUCUGCACAGAAGUUUUGGUGUUUCCACACUCCUUGCCCCCCACAAACCUAUCAACACUUUCUGGAAGACUGUUCUGCAAAAUGCCAGUUUGGGAAAAUGAUUAGCUAUGCUUUGAUCGAAGUACCUUGUUUGUGUUGCAAAAUUUACCCUUUUCUCCUUUCCCUCUCUCAAGCCUUAUCCUUCACCCAAGAUGAGGAGGAUAUUAGGGGCAAGAGGUGGAAGAUGAGAAGAGUUUAAUUUUAUGAGGUUGUCUAAAAUAAAGAGUAGUUUCUUA